AUGUUGGGGAAAUUUUCAAUUAAAGCGCUAGUGAGAUAUCAAAGUACUGCAAUCAAUGCCACCAAAUCGAGUGUCACGGGUCUUAAACCUCAAGAACUAGCACAAAACCCAAGCGCCAUGCCUGCCCCAAAUAGAAAGGAGACCUGGACCCCAAGUCAAGCGCCCAGAGCCGACGUUAUUUCCACACACCCACAUAGAUUCAUCCAGAGAAAUUUAGAUGAGCAGCCUCAGCCAUAUGCCGCUAUCGAUUUAAUUGCGAAGGAACCUAUCAGGUUCUUGCAUGAGGGUAAUAUCGCAGUUUGUGAUGGAAACAAAGGUAGCACUUUGCAAGGUCAUCCAAAAGUUUUCAUUAAUUUGGAUCAACCUAAAGCAUCUACUUGUGGAUAUUGUGGCUUGAGAUAUGCUAAAGAUGAAUACAGAGAUCUUAUAGAGAGCACAGAAGCUUAA
Molecule: messenger RNA, 447 nt
Organism: Metschnikowia bicuspidata var. bicuspidata NRRL YB-4993
Lineage: Eukaryota; Fungi; Ascomycota; Pichiomycetes; Serinales; Metschnikowiaceae
Exons: 1
Coding region: 1-447 (148 amino acids)
Biological process (GO): mitochondrial electron transport, NADH to ubiquinone
Source: RefSeq, a predicted model, not a curated record